ACAGUAUUGUCAGAGAAGCCGACGACUUUCACAAUCACUGUGACAUCUGAAGCAGGAGAAAAUGAUGAAACUGUCCAAACAACCCUUAAAUUUACCUAUAGAGAAAAAUAUCCUGAUGAAAGUCCACUUUAUGAAAUUGUUUCACAGGAGAAUCUUGAUGAUAAUGAUGUCAUGGACAUAAUAAAACUACUAGAACAACAGGCAGAAGAAAAUUUAGGAAUGGUAAUGAUCUUCACUCUAGUCUCAGCAGUACAGGACAAAUUAAAUGAAAUAGUGGAUCAAAUAAAAACACGAAGAGAAGAGGAAAAGAAACAGAAAGAAAGAGAAGCAGAAGAAGAAGAGAAACAACGUUUUCAUGGCACUCCUGUUACCAUUGAGAAUUUCCUAAAUUGGAAAGCAAAGUUUGAUGCAGAACUCCUGGAAAUAAAAAGGAAAAAAAUGAAAGAAGAAGAACAAGCAGGCAAAAAUAAAUUAAGCGGGAAACAACUGUUUGAAAUGGAUCACAACCUUGACACCUCUGACAUUCAGUUCUUGGAGGAAGCUGGAAACAGCGUGGAGGUUGAUGAAUCUUUAUUCCAAGAAAUGGAUGAUUUAGAGUUGGAGGAUGAAGAGGAUGACCCUGACUACAACCCUGUUAAUUUAGAUAGUGAUUAGACUUUUUUGAACUGGCUCGGUCAUCAGUAUGGACAUAUGUAAGGAGAGACGGGCAGGCAGGAAAGCCACAGCAUCUGUGGUUUUAGUAAUGUGUAUUGGUUUUGCUUUUUUCUUUUUUUCCAAAGAAAAACACCAAAAUAUUUUAAUUCCAGGAGAAUGGUCUUCUGAUGACUUUCAUCGUAAAUAAAUUUACCUUAAUAUUUCAGAUGAAAA
Molecule: messenger RNA, 867 nt
Organism: Phaethon lepturus (White-tailed tropicbird)
Lineage: Eukaryota; Metazoa; Chordata; Aves; Phaethontiformes; Phaethontidae
Gene: RWDD1
Product: RWD domain containing 1
Exons: 6
Biological process (GO): cytoplasmic translation
Molecular function (GO): protein binding
Source: RefSeq, a predicted model, not a curated record